ACGUCGUUCGGUGCUCUUCUUCUUGGUUGCGGACGCCUGUGAUUUAGAGAACCCAAGGAAGGUGUGGGAGCUACCCGCUAGGAUCCAUAUAGUUCAUAGUUCAAAUCCGCCUCAGCUAUCACCACCGAUCCUUCACUUCUUCUGCGACUCUCGGCCAACAUGGGAUCCAUCAAGAACGUGCUGCAGCUGACUCCCGAGGAGGACGAGGAGGCGUUCCUGUACGCGCUAAAUCUGGCGGGCGGCAGCGUCCUCCCCAUGACCCUCAUGGUGGCCGUCGAGCUCAAGCUUCUCGAGGCCAUCGUCAGCGCCGGUCCCGGAGCCGUGCUGAGCGCCGCCGAAAUCGCCGUCCAGCUGCCCACCGAGAACCCGCAGACGGCCGCCAUGGUGGACCGCAUCCUCCGCCUGCUCGCCGCCUUCCGUGUGGUCAGCUGUACCGUCGAGGCCGGCGACGGUGGCCGAUCCUUGCGAAAGUACGGCGCCGCGCCUGUCUGCAAGUACUUGACCAAGAACGAGGACGGCGUGUCCAUCACCCCUCUGGGCUUGAUGGUCCAGGACAAGGUCUUCAUGGAUUGCUGGUGCUACAUGAAGGACGCGGUGUUGGACGGUGUUAUUCCCUUCAACAAGGCCUACGGGAUGACGGCGUUCGAGUACAUGGGCACUGACGCUCGGUUCAACAGGGUGUUCAACGAGGCCAUGAGGAGCCACUCCACCAUCCUCGUCAGGAAGCUGCUCCAAAUCUACCGCGGCUUCAACGACGUCAAGGUGCUCGUCGACGUCGGCGGCGGCACCGGUGGCACCCUCGGAUUGAUCAUCUCCGAGUACCCUCACAUCAAGGGCGUCAACUUCGACCUGCCUCAUGUCAUUUCCGACGCACGACCCUGCCCAGGCAUAGAGAAUGUCAGCGGGAACAUGUUCGAGAGCGUACCAACCGGGGACGCCAUUUUUAUCAAGUGGAUUCUUCAUGAUUGGACUGACGAGCACUGCUUAAAGAUACUGAAGAACUGCUGGGAAGCUUUGCCGCAGAAUGGAAAAGUGAUUGUGGUGGAAAGUAUUGUGCCAGUAUUGCCAAAGCCGACGCCGGAAGCCCAAAAUGUCUGUCUUGUAGAUAUUGUGAUGUUGACUGCCAAUCCUGGAGGCCGAGAGAGGACCGAAGAGGAGUUCCAAGAGUUGGCGAGGGAGGCUGGCUUCUCAAGAUUCAAUUUCACAUAUGUGUUUGCUGGUUCUUGGAUCAUAGAAUUCACCAAGUAGGUUAUAUAGAUCUAAUUAACUUUCGGUUGAUCCAUUUCUACUUGUACGUAGUAUUAUCUUGAGUUCCUUGAUGACAGACAGCUACAUCAAUUGUCUCCAAAAUAAAUUUUCACAAGAGCUGGAUGGUUCCUACCCAUUGGCAGGAUGACAAUCCAAAAGCUUGUGUUUGUGUCAUUGCUAGACUCUUUUUAGAAUGUAAUAUUAGGCCUAGUGCCCAAUUAAUCAGAGCA
Molecule: messenger RNA, 1478 nt
Organism: Musa acuminata AAA Group (dessert banana)
Lineage: Eukaryota; Viridiplantae; Streptophyta; Magnoliopsida; Zingiberales; Musaceae
Product: flavone O-methyltransferase 1-like
Exons: 4
Coding region: 160-1248 (362 amino acids)
Biological process (GO): methylation
Molecular function (GO): S-adenosylmethionine-dependent methyltransferase activity; O-methyltransferase activity; protein dimerization activity
Source: RefSeq, a predicted model, not a curated record